Cordyceps fumosorosea ARSEF 2679 is the source of this 1152-nucleotide messenger RNA. RefSeq names its product SWIRM domain protein. Gene Ontology annotation, molecular function: protein binding. The coding region runs from base 1 to 1152 and encodes 383 amino acids. The record is from RefSeq and is a predicted model, not a curated record. The transcript has a single exon. NCBI's taxonomy places the organism in Eukaryota, Fungi, Ascomycota, Sordariomycetes, Hypocreales, Cordycipitaceae.
AUGGAACGAGAGCGUCCCAUCGCCCCCAUGCCCAUGGGUCCCCCACCUCCCAGGCACCGCGACUCGGCAGCGGCCAGUCUGAUGUCGCCACCGGAUCCAACUCAUGACAGCUUCACCCAGACCAGCCAUGGAGCCAACUUGAACGGCAAGGGCAAGGGUAAGGUAUCGCCCAACGGUGCUCCCUUGCUCAUGUCUCCCCCCAUCUCGCCUUCCACCAAGCCUAUUCCGCCUACUGCAAACGCCCCCGACGUACCUUUCAACCAGACUAUCAAGGACCCCGUGCUCUAUCCUACCGACGAGUCUUCGCCUCCCAGUUCUUCUCAAGAGCCUCUGUUUCCUACUGUAGAGAUUGCUCAGGACGUUGAUCAGCAGUUGCGCUACAGACCUGCUGACGCAUCCAACGGGGCGGCUGCACCAGAACGCGAGGGUUACGAAACGGCUGCCAUGACUUUCACACCAAAAAUCAUGGACCUAUUCUUGAAAGACCCCAUGGGCUGGAAGAAGAGGGAGCUCGCAUGGCUCAAAGAGGAUAGGAAAUCCAGAGCCCAUGGAGAGAAGAAAGCCCCCACCUCGGUCCAGCAAGCCACCAAGACCGCCUCGGUGCCCAGACCUGCCAGGGUUCAAACUGGUCGCAUCUCCAAGCCCCAUCCCACUCCGCGUCGUGCUCGCAAUAGUAUCAGUUCUGGAUCGUCGGGGGGUGCCUUUGCGAAAUCGACCAAGCGGACCAGUUCCACUCCAGAGCCCUCACGUCGCACCGCUGCUCCUAACCGCGACGAUAAGGACUUUGAGUUGCUAGCCGACUACUCCCCUGCUCUUGAUACUCUGGAAGACUACGGCCAUGCUUUCAAAGUCGACUGGAAGGGGACGCCGCUUGACCUGAGCAACGAUCCCCAUCGUCAUCUCUUGCACCGCUACGAGGUUACCUUCGCCAGCAACCUCCGCCUCGACUGCGCUACGUACCUGACCAGCAAACGUCGUGUUUUUAUACGCCGUUUGGAGUGCUAUAGAAUUUCCAAGGAAUUUCGAAAGACGGACGCUCAACAGGCCUGCAAGAUUGAUGUCAACAAGGCCUCCAGGAUCUGGGCAGCGUAUCAGAAGGCUAAAUGGCUGGAGCCGAAAUGGGUUGAACGCUUCGUCCAACGUGACCACUAG